Messenger RNA from Stylophora pistillata, 2172 nucleotides. Its product is annotated as fibroblast growth factor receptor-like 1. Lineage: Eukaryota; Metazoa; Cnidaria; Anthozoa; Scleractinia; Pocilloporidae. Gene Ontology annotation, cellular component: plasma membrane. The record is from RefSeq and is a predicted model, not a curated record. Gene Ontology annotation, biological process: signal transduction. Gene Ontology annotation, molecular function: signaling receptor activity.
AUGAUUAUAAUCGAAGCCGUUCAAGCGGAAUCAGUCGAAAGUAGAAAUCAGCUCGCAACCAUGAAACUCGGCUCACUCAUAAUUACAGCGUUUCUUCUUGGUGUUCUGGGCUCUCUGGAUAGUUUAAGGCAAACCCGUGCGUGUUCAGCUCCUUACCUCCUUGAAAAGGAUGGAAACAAGAGAAAGAUCAUCAAAGUGACCAGCGGUGAGAAUGUGAAACUCAGUUGCCCGAUCAGAACCAGUGGUCAGAGCACAAAAAUUCAGUAUUUCUGGCACAAGAACUACAAGAGGUUCGCUUUUUUUCAGCGUGAAGUGGAGGGAAACCGCAAAAUACCCCUCGAGAUAAAAGGGGUAAAGAGAGAAGACAAAGGCUGGUACACCUGUGUUGCGGUGAACAACUGCGGACAUAAAAGUUAUAAAAUGCUCCUCCUUGUCAAAGCUGCUCCACAAUUUAGAGUAUCACAAGAUGGUACAGGACAGAAAGCCAUCGCAGUGAUCAUUGGCAACUCUGUAACCCUAGACUGUUCUGCCGAUGGAUAUCCCCGUCCUACUACGACGUCGUACAAGGACGGAAUAUUGUUUAAGGAAAGGAAAAGUGGCAAAAAAAUCCGUUGGAGAAUCCGUCUGACACUGGGUCCGUCUGACACUGGGUCAUACUCAUGUAAUGUGAGCAACCGAUAUGGAUGGAUUUACCGUACAUUCAAAGUAGAUGCUUAUGAGAAAAUUCGCAGAGUUCCCCAGAUAUCAAUCAUUUGGGAACAGAGAGGAACCAUUUAUGCUGGGACCGAUUUGCAGCUGUACUGCACUGUAUUGUCUCUGAAAGAUAUCGAGACGAAAUUCCGUUGGUAUUUCAGCAACAGCUUUUUUCAAGAUGAAGACAACCAAGGCACUUUAAUCAACCGAACUUUGUUUAAAAGUCAUCUGGAGACAUCGCCCAAUAGUGAUAGUUCGCGGCUAAAAUGGAAGUUAGUCCUGAAUUUGAAAAACCUUUCUGUGGCUGAUACGGGUUCAUAUUCAUGUCAGGCUGAAAACUUUGCUGGAACUGAUCAACGUGAGACCUAUCUUAAUGUCACAACAAGGCUCAUUACACCAUCUAAAGCCCCAUCCAGUUGCGACCUUAGCGGAACAGUGUGUGGUUUUACCCAGGACAGCACCCACGACAAGAUCGAGGAGUCAUAUUCGACACGUGACCCUAGGGGCACUCUUUCUACUGAAAAAGAAUACCUUUUCGAUCCCACUGGAAAUGGUAAGAAGACUUAUGAUGCUCUCGUCCCUGGAAUCGUUUCAGCAUCCGUGCUUAUUACUGUAGCUGUUUUAAUCGUUAUCUACUGGCGACGUCACUCCCGAAUCAAGAGAUCCUUAAAACUUUCAAUUUUACUGUCAAAACAUAAAUUUGAAUACGAUGCGUUCGUUAUUUUCAGCUCCCAAGACUCGGAAUGGGUGAUUAAAACUCUAAUUCCAACUCUUGAGGAAAAACACCAUUUUAAAUGUUGUGUACACUACAGAGAUUUCGUUGUUGGAGUACCUUUUCGUGAAAAUAUGGUCAACAGUGUUUAUAAGUCCAGAAAGACAAUAGCUGUCAUGUCUAAGAACUUUUUCAAUAGCAAUUAUUGUGGUUCUGAGAUGGAAUAUGCCCUUCAUCGACUUAUGGAAAGGAAAGACGACAGUGUAGUGGUCAUCAUAAUUGAUGACGUCGACAGAGGAAAACUUCCUAAGGAAUUGCGAAAAAGGAGCUAUAUAGACUAUCAAAAGAAUGUUGAAAAGGAUCACUGGGAAAGAAAACUGGUUAACUGUUUAAAGAUCCCAAACAAUCAGCCAGAGGAACAGAUUUUGUAAGAAUCUUUCUUUGUCUAUACGGUCACUUACUCGGAACGUUGGCGCUAUAUAAGUAAAUAAGUGACAUUUUUUUACUGUUGCUGAAUUAAUUUGCCUAUUAUUUUCUUUUCAACUCCUUGUUCUUUCAAGCGAAACAUCGGUUGGGCUUCUCAGAAUCAUGUAAUUUUGGUAUCUAAUGUGUAAAAAGUUUAACAAUCAUUUUAAGUUUUAUGAACCAGUCUUGUAGAAAACUUGAAGAAUCUCGUAUUGUAACAAGAGAGGAUGAUUGUAACGAAUUUGUAUCGGGACUAGGAAGGAAAUGAAUCUUUUUAAUCAUGUACCAACCGUUUGUUAAGU